This is a messenger RNA of Botrytis fragariae, 1689 nucleotides long. RefSeq lists its product as uncharacterized. The transcript is spliced from 2 exons. Bases 1 to 1689 code for a protein of 562 amino acids. The record is from RefSeq and is a predicted model, not a curated record. NCBI's taxonomy places the organism in Eukaryota, Fungi, Ascomycota, Leotiomycetes, Helotiales, Sclerotiniaceae.
AUGUCGGCUUUGGAUAACCUCAACCAAAAUGUGUUUGGGCUUGUAGCAUUGCUUGUUGCGGUAAUAGCACUUUUGACAACUUGUUUGCAGGUGGCACAGCAAUAUUUCUCGAGUGCGGAGGGGUAUAGACGAUGUGCCGAGUCAGUGAUGGGGCUUUGGUCCGCGGGAACUCAUCGACAGUUGAGGAUAAGGGAGUUUCGAGUCGAGGUUGUUUUUGAAGUUCCAGUUAUACUCGUUGCACCGCCGGAUAAUCUAAGGGGUCCAAUUAUGAAUAAGCCAAUUCAUUAUAUCGAUGGCACUCCUGAAUCAUACAAGAAUACCAAAGUACGCGAACCGGAUGAUCAACUGAAGAAAGAUAAGGAAACCAUUCAGCGGAUUCAUACGGCGGAUGAUGAGCGGGCUUCUUGGGUUACGUUGUUAUCGAGUCUACAAACUGAGGAAUCAGAAUCGCGAAAAUGGGACGAACUCAUUCGAUUGAAGAGGCCAACUGGGGUUUCGAUAAAACGUCCAGAGUACGAAUUAGCUGUGGGGUUACAGGUCAAAACUCGGUCUUGGGAUUUCGUUCCAGCUAGUAUGACUAAACCAUAUGCUACAUCUGCUAUAUGUCACCUGGUGGAAAUGAUGGCAUUUUUAGGAAUGUAUUGGAAGGUGUUUGAUCAAAUACAAUGGAACCUCAGAGCUGAAGGUAAUGGUUUUAUUCUUACCUCGACGACGGUUCAUGGUUUAGGUGUUAUGGUUGUGUUUACUGUUACGGGAAAAUCUAAAUUUGAGCAAGAUCGUGUCAUUCCAUCGAAUGAUGUCAAGGCAUUAUGCUUUGGAACAGUCCCCAAUAUAUUCGAGGAAAAGGAAUACUUGGAAAAGCUGGAUGCAGAAUCUCAAAGUUUGGAAUUGAAGUUUGGAAGUCAAGAUGAUGUGGACUUGACAUUGGAGUCACUUGGCUGUACACCUCAGAUAUUAAAGAGAUACAGAAAAGAUCACAGGCAUAUCUUCUCUGUAUCUUUCGAAAUCAUCGGCAUGCUCGGGAAGGUUACUCGAAUUCGUGGAAGCAAUUUCAGAAUGAUUCCCAACCCAACUCAAGAUCCUUGGUUGAAAAAAGUCGGUUCAAAACCCGCUUGGAAAGUCUCGAAACUCAUGACCAUCUUUCAGGAGAAGCUUAGGGACAUUCACGAACAGGAAAGUGAUAUUGAUGAAACUUCCAAACUUCAUCCCUUCGCCAAAAUUAUCACAAAAUGGCAGGAAAUCCAAUCUCUUCAUUACGGAGAAGAAAUUGAUGAAUAUAAUCUCAGCAUUGAAAUGCGCGAAAUGAUCCAUGAUGCCAUAGACGAUCAAACAGAGUACCUCUUCCACGAUCUCAGACAAAAAGAUGUUCUUCAAGUCGUCGUUGCUCAUUUGGAUAAAGUGACGAAAAUCCUCGACAAUCCUGAUUCCUCUUUAAAUUCCAUCGUUUCUGUCCAAAAGGAAGAACCUCUGUUGAAAAUAUAUUUCGAGGAGAUUCGACCCGCGGUCGCAAAACGUGAUAUUGAUGGGAAGGAGUUGAGUUCCUUGGAAAUGGAACAGAGAAAUAUCAUCUGGGUUUCGCUAAUGUUCAGAAUGUUGUGUUGGCUUUUAUUGCAUGAUUGGAAUAAAGAUGACAAGUGUGGUGUUCCACCUGAUUUGAAGGGGAGUAGAAUGCCAGUCUUUAUUGGAUGA